GUUUACCUUCUGGGUUGUCCGGAAUUAUAAAUUUUGCGGAGGAAAUGAGGAAGGAUUAUAAGUUGACUCAAAUGUAUAUGCCUUUCUAUGCAGCUUGCAUAUCAGCUGCUUUAGGGUUCCUGUUCUUUUUCUUGUCGCUUUCCAGUCCUUAUUGGUUGCAGUCGUAUGAUCGUGUACAUAGUUCUUUUCUCCACAUGGGGAUAUGGUCUGUAUGUUUUGACAAAUUUGUGCAUCCACAAGAUUACCACGCCAAUGUGUUGACUGGGUGCUUUUGGGUAUAUGACCGUUUUUUCUUCAAGAUUGGCAUAUGGCAGUGGCUAAAUCCAUACUGGUUGAUUGGUGUUCAAGUUUUAAUAACUAUAGCAUUUACGGCAAAAUGUUGCGUCAUUUUAAUCCUGGUCUUGUAUCACUUGUUGUUUGGUCAUCCAGCUGCUGAAUCAACUAUGGCUCUUGUUGGUGAGAUAUUUAUAGGGAUUCUUUUGACAAUAUGUAUUUUAGUAUUUGGUAUUAGCUCACAGAGUAGAAUAUGGAUGCCAAGACCUGAUCAAUAUUUUCUAUCAUGGUCAUUUGGUUUUAUUAUAUUAGCAGCUAUUUGUUCGUUUAUUUCAUCUGGUUUCUUGUAUUGUAUAAGUUAUACAGAUCGAGCAGCUCAAGAAGAAGUUGAAAAAUUCGAAGCUGUUGAAACAAAUUAUGGCAUGCCAAGUGUUCUUUCCGGUCGAAUAGGCAGUGGUGGUUUAUAUAGUGGAGGAUUAAGUGGUAUUGGGGGUGCAGGUGGUGUUGUAGUUAAAGUUCCAUCAACUGGAGCUCGUCCUGAACAAGUGAUUGCAUUAGAUUCGGACUUACGACCUAUGGAUACAGGACAUGAAAGUAUGAGUUUAUUUUCACCUAGUAUUGGAAUGAUAUCUAAUAAUAAUCCAUAUCAUCAUUAUAAAGGAAUAGAAAAACAAUCCAUUCCAUUCAAUAAUCAACUUCAUAAUGAAUCUAAUUCACAAACAUUUUCAUUCAUUGAAAGUGAACAACAUAGUCAAGAAACACCAUUAUAUGUAAAUCAUCCAACAACAAAAUAUAACAAACAUGGUCUAAUACAACCAUCAAAUUAUUCAUCAUCAUCACCAUCAUCAUCUAAUAUGAAAUCUUAUUCACCGUUAGGUGAAAAUGAAGAAGUAGAAGAUCCUAGUAUAUUAUCUGAGAAUCCUGAUGAUAGACGAAAUACAAUUAUUCAACGUGAUAAUAAUAAUUAUAUGCAUCAUGAUACAUCAUCACCUUCACCUCUUAGACAUUCAUUACCAACAUCUCAAAGAGGUUAUCAUCAUAACACUACACGUUAUUCUCAUUAUUGAUUAGUGAUAUUGAUUGAUUGUUUGCUUGUUUAUUUAUAUAAAAUACAUUCAUAUCAAUAGUUUUUCCCCAGAAUUUUAAAUGAACAUAGUAGUUAGCCCUAUAUUGAGCCCAUAUAGGUUAUUCUAGUUUCUGAAUAGACCAAUUUAUUGCUUCGUCUUGAAUCAUAUUUUGACUUUGGUAAUGAUUUGCCUCUCCUUGUUUUGCCUUACUUUACUUCUCCUUGUUUAAACUUUGCCUUACGUCGAUUCGAUUCGAAUAGAAAUGUUGAGUAACGCCUAAUUAAAGAGAGAUAGUUAACAUGCUUUCUCUAAGCUGAAUGGUUUGGUCAUGGAGCUUUCAUCAUUCUUCUGAACGACAUCAUCAUCACAAACUUCAAAAUCAUCCAUUUGAGCUGCAAAACUUCUUCACUAUGCCUUCUCUAAUAUGUUUUGCUUCAAUCUAUCCUCUUCUCUUUCUUCACUCCGUCUAUCUGAUCAACAAUUUUAC
Messenger RNA from Schistosoma margrebowiei, 1827 nucleotides. Lineage: Eukaryota; Metazoa; Platyhelminthes; Trematoda; Strigeidida; Schistosomatidae. The record is from the annotation of a GenBank genome assembly.